AUGCUUUGUGCCAUCUCCGGCGAGGCCCCUCAAGUGCCCGUCGUCUCUCCCAAGAGCGGCAGUGUGUUCGAGAAGCGUCUCGUUGAGGCCUACAUUGCCGAACAUGGCAAAGACCCCGUGAACGGCGAAGAGCUCACCGCCGACGAUCUGAUCGAUGUCAAGUCACAGCGCGUUGUCCGGCCCCGGCCUCCUACCCUCACUUCCAUCCCUUCCCUUUUGAGCGUAUUCCAGGAGGAAUGGGACGCUUUGGCUCUCGAAACAUAUACACUGCAGCAGAAUCUGGCACAGACGAGGCGCGAGCUGAGUUCGGCCCUCUACCAGCAUGACGCCGCGGUGCGAGUGAUUGCGCGACUGACGCAAGAGAGAGAUGAAGCUCGGGAUGCACUGUCCAAGGUCACUGUGGGCGCUACUCGCACUGCCGCUGCGGGCGGCGGCGAGGCGAUGCAAGUGGACUCCGCGGGCUUGCCCCAGCAAGUAUUGGAGCGGGUUGAGAACAUACAGGCAGCACUCUCAAAGACCCGCCGCAAGCGCCCGGUCCCCGAAGGCUGGACCACGAGCGACGCCAUCUCCGCAUUCAAACCCAUUGAGACCUCCGAACCCCUCUACCCUGGUGGACGUGCCCUGUCUGUAAACUCGAGUGGCGAGCUUGCUCUUGUGGGUGGUUUGGAUGGUGUGGUCGGGGUCUAUUCUCUCCCCCAGAAAGCCGUUGUACAGACUUUGAAAGCCGACGGCCCGGUCACCGAUGCGACCUGGGCAGGUAACAAGGCCGUUGUUGGUUCAUCCACGGGAACAGUCAAGGUUUUCGAGAAUGCCAGUGAAGUCGCAAGCUUCAGUUCUCAUGCCGGCGAGGUGACUGCCCUCGCUGUACAUGCUACGGGUGACAUUGUUGCCUCAGUCGGUGUCGACAAGAGCUACGUCCUCUAUGAUCUGUCGACGAAUGCCGCAAUCACUCAGAUUUUCACUGAUGCAGCCUUGUUGUCGGUCAACUUCCACCCUGACGGUCACCUAGUUGCAGCUGGUGGUGCAGAUGGCCAAGUCAAGAUCUUUGAUGUCAAGACUGGUGCCGCCGCUGCAGACUACGCGAUGUCUGGCCCAGUCAAGUGCUUGUUCUUCUCCGAGAAUGGUACCUUCUUGGCUGCAGUGGCCGGCAAUUCCACCACUGUCUCCAUUUGGGAUCUGCGCAGCUCCAAGGAAACCAAGGUGCUGGACACGGGCAGCCAAAUCAACUCGAUUUUCUGGGACUACACCGGACAAUUCCUCUUGACUGGUGGCCCUAGUGGAUUGACUGUUCAGCAAUUUUCCAAGACAUCCAAGGAAUGGUCGGAACCCUUGCGCAGUGCUGUUCCAGCACGUACUGUGGCAUGGGGAUCAGCCGCUCAGAGCAUUGUGGCAUUGAAUGAGGAGGGUGUUGUCACAGUGCUGGCGGCACAGUCAUGA
Molecule: messenger RNA, 1437 nt
Organism: Penicillium alfredii
Lineage: Eukaryota; Fungi; Ascomycota; Eurotiomycetes; Eurotiales; Aspergillaceae
Product: WD repeat PRP19 family protein
Exons: 5
Coding region: 1-1437 (478 amino acids)
Biological process (GO): mRNA splicing, via spliceosome; protein ubiquitination; DNA repair
Cellular component (GO): Prp19 complex; U2-type catalytic step 1 spliceosome; cytoplasm
Molecular function (GO): ubiquitin protein ligase activity; protein binding
Source: RefSeq, a predicted model, not a curated record